UGUUAGUAUUAUAUUAUCACCCGUUCAGAUAUUCACUGUGCCUUAAACAAAAUAUGGCCACAUCUCUCUCGGUCCGGCCCAACCGCACAAUCAUCGGUAGUGACCCGGCCGGUUCAAACCGGCCUACUCCAAUCCGUCCGGUUCAUUUUCCGAAAAUUCUGAACUCCGUUUGUUUACGGCGGAGGUUAGCGGCGUUUGGUUCUCACCGCCGGAAAUUGGAAACCGUUACCGUUAAAGCAGGUUCUAGAGCUGAUGAUUCGGCUCCGUUUGAGAUGUCGGUUGAGAAUGCGUUGAAGUUGUUAGGUGUUAGUGAGGGUGCGAGCUUUGAUGAUAUUCUUCGUGCUAAAAAAUCAAUUAUCUCUACUUGUAAUGAUGAUCCAGAUACUAUUGCCCAGGUUGAGGCUGCAUAUGAUAUGCUUCUCAUGCAGAGCUUAUCACAGAGGAGAGCUGGAAAAGUUGUGGACAGUAGUGUACGCUUUGCUGAUGUUAAAGCUGCUAACGCUUCUGGGAUGGGAUCAAUGCCCAAGUGGCUGCAAACGUCUGUCAAGAGCUCACCAGUCUCAGUUGAAGCACCAGCUGCUAAAGAGCUGGGUGUUCAAGCAGGAGUCUAUGGAGCCUUAAUGGUCUUAACAUAUGUUAAUGGGGCGUCAACACCUUCAGGAGUAUCAUAUGGAGCUGAUGUACCUGGACUAAUCUUAGCCACGAGCUUUGGGGCCACCUUGUACUUCAUGACCAAGAAAAAUGUCAAGCUGGGGAAAGCAAGCGUGAUAACAAUUGGUGGGCUGGUUGCUGGUGCGGUGGUAGGUUCAGCAGUAGAAAAUUGGUUGCAAGUAGACAUUGUUCCAUUUCUGGGUAUACACACUCCUGCUACGGUUGUGAGUGAAUUUAUACUUUUCUCGCAAUUUCUGGUCUCGUUGUAUCUGAUAUAGGGCAACACAAAGGCUUGUAUGACCUGCUACUGCAAGGUCUCUGGCUAUUUGUUGCCCACUCAGGUGCUUAUCUAGGACCAGUAAUUUGUCAAAUGUACAAAAAGAAUGUUCCUAAAACUCUGGAAUUUCUGAUACUUGUUUUAUAAAGCUAGUAUAGAUUAUCUGCUUUGCUUCUUC
Molecule: messenger RNA, 1106 nt
Organism: Lycium barbarum (goji berry)
Lineage: Eukaryota; Viridiplantae; Streptophyta; Magnoliopsida; Solanales; Solanaceae
Product: protein CHAPERONE-LIKE PROTEIN OF POR1, chloroplastic
Exons: 3
Coding region: 54-929 (291 amino acids)
Cellular component (GO): chloroplast membrane
Source: RefSeq, a predicted model, not a curated record